CGUGGCGGCGAUGGAUGAGAUGUUUCUGCUCAUGUUGCCUUCGUCUGCGUCAGCAUCAGUGUUCUCCAGCCUCGUAACCAAACCGCUAGCAGGCUAGCACCCGCAGCGUCCCGUCACUGGUGCUUUCCUGUCUUCUAGCUGGGUUUGCCUCGCCGUGACUCGGUGAGACUCCGUCACGUGGCUUCACAUCUGGACUCCUCCAUCGAGAGGAAGACAGACGUACGUGGGUGUCGACCGUGACGCUGAUUGUGGUAAUAACGAUGGCGCCCGUCGUUCCGGCGCUGCCACUGCAAAUGGCCCGAGCGCAGCACAAGGAAGAAAUGAGCAGCGACAAGCAGAGACACGGCCAAAAAAACCUGAUUUGAAUGAUGGAAUUUCCCAGCCCCGACGGGCGAGCCGCUCCACGAACGCUGUCCCUUCGUCGGCCGGGCGGCCAUCUUGCCGCGCCGCCUUCGCUUCACAUGACAACAAACACCAAAGAGACAAGCAGCGUUGAGAACAUCCCGGCGUUUGCCUUUGAAGGGAGCGAUCCGGCCGCGCUCAUUUGAAUUAUUAACAGACAGACAAGAGAACACAGAGGGGAGACGGAGAGAUGGAUUUCAGUGUGAGCAGGAAAACAGUGGAGCUCAAACGCAGACGCUCCAUCAGGGCGGUUCCUUAGUGUCAUGGCCGUCGAGGAGAGCGAUAAACAGCGCCUUCACAGUUCAGCUCUGAGAUUCCUUGUGCAGUGACGCCGCCGUCCUGUGUGGCCCUGUGGAGGCUCUUGAGGCUGGAGCCUGUGCACGUACUGCUGAAGCGCAGCUCUCCGCACGGCUCACCCUGCCUCACCGUCGGGCUCUUUGCUCUGGAUCCCCACUGUUCCUGUGUGACUUCAUUGAUUCAUGUGUCCUCCCUGGAGAGUCUCCACGGGGUCCUCACACUGGCACCCCCUGUUGGCGUCGCAGAAUAUCUAAACGUUGAUAACAAACCUAAUAUAAGCACACGGUGGUGAAGUCUUUGUGGUCAAUAUGCUGCUACAAACCACGGCAGUUUUGCCAGCAUGAACUGGCUGACCACAGACUGGGGCCCCGUCAUGGCCGCAGUGCUGGCGCCUCUGCUCCGUCCAACAUUCUUGCCGACAUCAGAUCAUUUCAACGGCUUCGGUGUUGAGUCACAUGAGUCCCUGAAUAUGAAUGAUCUCCGUUGCCCUCGCCGCUGCCUCAGAACCCCUCAAGUCUGACGGUGUAAUUACGGGGCCGACUGUUUUCCUGCUUGGAUUAAUAACAUUUAAUCUGCGGCGUCCCGCGGUGAGACCAUUCUGCUCCCUGCUUCUGCUGCGCGUCCCGCAGUCGGACCUCAUUAUUACUGUCAGUGUGACCAAAACACCCAAGUGGAACUGUGAGACCUCCAGAGACGGCGGUUUGCUUCUCCUGCCGCCCGCCGCUGUUAAUAGCUUCUGCGAGCUGAAGCUAGGAAGAAGAGCUUUGAGAGGCUAAAAUCUGCUGUCGGUGGUGAGGCUGAGGCUCCGCAGACAACGCCAGAGAAUGGAGACUGACUCUUUCCAUCGGGAGAAGACCGUUGCGACGGUAAUGCAGCCUCACUCCUAAAUCAUCGUGACUAUCCCUGCAGCCCUUUCACUUUGGCACCUCAUUGACCGACCAGUGGCGAGCUGAUGCUUUAGCAGCCAGCUAGCCUCAUCCAGGUACUGACCUCCUGCAGCUCGGCUGGGUGGCGAGGGACCGCUUGGGGACCAGGUGGACCUGAGUCGUUGGAGCAGUUCAGGGCGCAAUGUUUGGUUUAAUGACUCAUCCGGAGCUCCGGAGUCGCAGGUUUGGCUGCAUUGUCUUCUGCUGAGCGCCGUCAUGGCCGUGUGACGUUAGACGAGAUCAGAAGUUCCUUCAGCACCCAUUUCCUCUGGACGUUACCGUGUUCCUCUUAUGUGCGCUGCUGUCAAACAAGCCGUCUUCACUCCCAUGGCGCCAUGUUGGUGUGGGGGAAGUGGACGUUUGCGUCCUAUACUGAGCGUUGCAUGUUGACAUACAUGUGUGAGGCACUGCCCGCAGCAUCAGGUGGAACAUGUGCUUCAACUGAGAACCUGAUGCGUCAACUCAACAUGCAGCGCUUCCUUGGGCCUCAGUGUGUCCCAACAUCAGCGUUUGACACCGUGGUAGCCCGCUUGUGUUGCACUCAGCUGAGGUUUUCAGGGACUGUCAGCUGUGUCAUGGGGUCACCUUUAGCUGUGUCUGUCGACCAUCUAUGACGAUGCUAGCUCCAUAAGGAUGCAGCUCCUUGCACGUUGGUUUUGGCCCAAAAACACCUUUGUUGUUGUCUCUAGAGCGUUUGAAGGCUUCCAGACCCAAAGAGUGCAUCUCUGUGGGAUGGACUCACAUGUCUACCUUGAAGCCGCUGAAGGUGUUCAGACCGCCGCCUUCUGCGCCUUGGACUGUUUUCAUCUGUCGCUGAACGCGUGUGUCCUUGAGCCUGCGCUGACGGUAGACGGCGGUGCGCUCCGCCGUGCGUGCCGCUGCUUUCAAAGGAGGAACCACAGCAGAGCCUGGAGGAGCCGUUUGUGCUGUGAGUUCUUUGUGUUUUGUACAAGUGCAGGAGAACGUUGGAGGAAGGUCCUUGUCUUCGACGUCCAUCUUACGGGCUGCGUGAGCAAUGAACUGGCUGAGCGAGUUAAGCUGGAGCUAAUGAGCAAGUCCAAGUCUGUGAAGUUAGAGAGGGCUGUGUUGCAGGUCAUCGGAGGGAAGUUGCGAAAAGCUUCUCUGUGAUUCUGAGAAAAACCAGAGCAGCAGAACAGAGAGGCGAACUGGAGAUUUCACCGACUGGCAACUACUGGUGGCGCGUCUGGGGGCGCGUUGUCAUGGCGACGGCAUGUUUUCCUGACACCGUGCCGCUCUUUUAAUAAGCCACGCUUUGUUUUUGCCCCAAAAUAGAGCUCUUGCUUUGGCUCUAGAGCGAUCCAAGGCCAACUGACCAGUGUAUCCAGUGCAUCUGGUGUGUUCUCUUUGUUUGUCAAGCCGAACCAAAGAGGAGGGACGGAUGUUUGGCGUCGAUGGUUCAGAGCGUCUGAGGCCGCACGAGUGACGGCCGACCGGCCGGCUGGGAUGGUGCCGGGAUGCCUUUUCCUGGCUACAGAUGUAGCGGCGCAUGUGUCCUUGAGCCUUGAUGUCGACUGCUGAUGGCAGCGGUGUGUUUAUAUGUGUGUGUGUCUGCAGGCCGGGAGGGGCCGCAAUUAAAAGGCAGCACCGGGUCCCACGAGGUGCUUCAGCCCAGGAUCAGCUGUUCUAAUGUCAUUCACCUCCCCUCUGUUAUACAGCCGCUCCGUUUGAUGUAUGGAUCCACCGGGGACUUCAUCAGUGCACCCCCCCCCCAGCCCCCCUGCCACAAUGCUAUCCACCUCUCUUAUACCCCCACACUAACCUACCCCCUGACGGCGGUGCAACCCCUCCUCCUCCUCCUCCUCCCCCUCCUCCUCCGCUCGCACAGAACCUCCCCUUCUGUGUCUGAUGCUCGCGUUGGCUUCCAUCCUGCUCACAGUAAGCAGAGUCGCGCCGCGGACCGUGAGCAGAGAGUGAGAACGCCGGAGCGUGCACGUUGUCUGCGCGCCGCUCGCCGUCCUGCCACCGCUGCACUAGACGCGCCAGGAAGAAGGGAUCGUAGCCUGAAAGAGGACGGGGAAGAGAGAGAGAGAGAGAGAGAGAGAGAGAGAGAGGAUCUCCCGGCUACAUGCGCAAAGCGUCCUGUCAGCCCGCGCUCCGCUCCAUGGCCAACUCCGGCUGCCUGCUGCUCUCCGCUUCCGGGAUGCUACCCCACUCGCUCCAGUGUCCCCCCCCUGCCUUCCUCUACCUGCCCGAGGGUAACCAAGAGGCCGCCAACCCCCCUGACGCCAUGGCCCAGCCGUACACCCCAGCCCAGUAUCCGCCCCCGCCACAGAACGCCAUCCCGGCCGAAUUCGCUGCCGCGCACCCGCUCCCCUCGCAGGACUACAGCAGCCAGAGCCGGGUCCCCGAGCACGCCAUGACCUUGUACACGCAAACGCACAGCGAGCCCGCCGGCAGCGACGGCAGCACGGCCAACAUCACCGCCACCACGACCGCCCCGGUCAGUGUCUUCACCACUGGCUGUCAGCAAACAGACGACGUGACGCCAACAGAAGCGUCGCAGCAGCUGCAGCUCCAGCACUCGGACUCCUCAGAGAAGCAGCAGCCGAAGAGGUUACACGUCUCCAACAUUCCCUUCCGCUUCCGGGACCCGGACCUACGGCAAAUGUUUGGGCAAUUCGGGAAGAUUUUGGACGUGGAGAUUAUCUUCAACGAGCGAGGAUCCAAGGGCUUCGGCUUUGUCACUUUUGAAACAAGCACAGACGCAGACCGUGCGCGGGAGAAACUAAACGGUACAAUCGUAGAGGGACGCAAAAUAGAGGUCAACAACGCCACGGCGCGAGUCAUGACCAACAAGAAAGUGGCCAACCCUUACACCAACGGCUGGAAGCUGAAUCCAGUAGUGGGCGCCGUCUACGCUCCGGAGCUGUACGCUGGUGAGAACCUUGGCUUGUGUCUCCCUCCACACACGCCGACACGCGGCUCCACCGUGCAGCCGGCGCACAUGAAAUUCCUCUUAGAUUCAGUCACGGGGUUUCCCUACCCCGCCACAGGAGCCGCCGUGGCCUAUCGAGGGGCCCACUUGCGAGGUCGGGGUCGGGCCGUGUACAACACCUUCCGCACCGCUCCGCCGCCUCCGCCCAUCCCUGCUUACGGAGCGGUGGUGUACCAGGACGGCUUCUACGGCGCGGAGAUCUAUGGAGGAUAUGCAGCGUACAGAUUUGCUCAGCCAACCACCACUGCAGCUGCGUACAGUGACAGCUACGGCAGAGUCUAUGCAACGGCGGACCCCUACCACCACACGAUCGGACCCGCCACCACCUACAGCGUGGGGACCAUGGCUAGCCUGUACAGAGGAGGGUACAGUCGCUUCACCCCCUACUAGCGCUCAAAUCCGGAGAGAGACACUCGUAAAAAAGCACUCUCUAAACCACAGCUGAUGAUGGGACGUUAGUGCUAAGUUUGGAGGUUGUGACCUCCGUGAUGUCAUCAGUGAUCUGCUGUUUAUUUUCACGCUGUUGUUUUGGGACGUGAGUUGUGGUGCUAUGCCAGCGAUGGUACGUGCUCGGGGGCAGACGACAACGAUGAGCGGAGCGAAGUGUGAUGUCACCGAUGUCAACUCAUCGACUGCUCGUGUGCGCGGAGCUCGGAAACAUGACUGCGCACUCAGGUUUUAGCCCUCAGUUUCAUGCUACACUCGCCGCCAACACACUGAUGGACUUCACCCCAAAACAGAAUGAGAACAUUGAAAAUCUUCCAGAAGUUAACAUAAACAUUGAGCGUGUGAAGGUAGCCACUGCAUGCUCGGCGACAAAGGCCACCUGGCCAAACUGAAUGUUAUUUGUGUGCAACCUGCAGAGCGGUUGCUUGGCUCUCACAAACUCUGUCGUGUCACUAAAGCCGUCAGCUUCAUUUUCAGCUGAGGCAAUUGUGUCCUCCAAGAAAGUACUUUCCGAGCAGCGUUCCAUUUUUAAAUCAUCGUAAAUCCUUGUCGCGAACGCCCUACAACUCCACAGUUCAUUCUGUCUUCACGUUCAUUCUUCAGCUUUACGUUGGAACUGGUGACUGACAUCGAAAGGUGAUGACGCUCUUCCACAUCCAGACAGAAGAAAUGUCGCCAAAAGUUCCACGACUAUCAUUGGAAACAGCGUCCGGAGCGCUGAAUGGUAGUUCCACUUGUGUAAUGCCUCCCAGCUAACCGUGAUUUUGAGUGUCGCACAAGUUCAACCUCAGGACGACAGGACGCGCAUACACAGCUAGCUAGCUCCUUUCACAGCUUUGCCAAUCCAUUUCGUUCACACGCAGAGGUGCGUUCCACACUGCUCCUCUAUGCUGCCGACUCAGUUGUUCACGUCCACGCGUGGAGUGAGCUGCAUGGGGAAGUGUGUAAACUAGCUGUCGGUUGGCUAGCGUACGAACGUGGCAUUCGCAUCUGAUGACCAGAUUUCAGUGCAGCUCAUGAACUACUGGCUGGAGUCAGUAUUGUUGAUAAAAGUGUUUUUGUUUUUUUAUUCAUGUUUUUGAUGACUGAAGCGCGGCGUGUCCGGCUUGUUUGUACAUUUAUAGGUUGAGAAACAGGAACUCUUCUGUCUGUGAAGUUGUUCUGUGCGUCAUUUCGGUUUUCAAGCUUCAAUUUCUUCACUUGUUUCUAACUUGUGCUGAAAAUGUGUUUUCUUUGAACUCUGGUGUUGGUCACGUGCGACAGGACGUCUUAGCAUUACUGACAGUGAAUGUUGCGUAUUAACACUCCCGGCGUCCCUGUGGUCACAUAUGCACAAGGCAGUCGUGCUAACGCUACAAGCUGUUUACAAGGUGACAGCUCAUCGAGAUCAUAGCUGUUCAGGACCGGCGAUACGCGACCGUAACAGGAAGUAGAUGUGCUAGGUCGCCAUGAACGUGGACGGCACAGGUGGAGUGGGCGCUCGGACCCUGCAUUGCAUGGCGCAGAAUCUAAGAUAUGGCUCCGAUCUUUUGUCAAACCUCCCAUUUCCAUUGUAUAACAACAUUGCUUCAAACUUGUCCAGUAUAAAUAAGACAUUCACAAUGGCCGCUCCACCCGUGAGUCAUGUGACAACAGGGACGAACGCGUUUCUUCUCGUCUGUCUGAGACUUUAUUUUCAAACGGACGAAUGUUUGUGCUAACAUUUCCAUGCUUUAUAUGCUGAAUAUGCAAACAGAUGCGAAACAAAAGAGUGAAUAACUUGUAGUUUCCUAUUAGAAGAUAAAUAUAUUUAUUACUGUUGUGGAGAACACGGAAGAGGCCGGCUGCUUCACUCCCUCGUCCACCCAGAUCAUUUGUACUCAAACAAACAAAAAACAACCUGUGUUGGUCGACACAUUAAUAAAUGUCGAGUGUUGGGUUGUACUUGGUCUGUUCUCGACCUCCUUCAUCCGACUGUACAGAAUAAUGAGUCACGGUAAUGUGGUUUCUUUGUCUUGGAAUAAACGCUGAAGUGAACAUCCACUGUGCAUGUGGUCUUCCAUUGAUGCCUGAAGAACAGCCGUAACAUUCUGACCAGAAAACAGACUCACUGACAUGAGCCAGCCUGGCUUUCAUACGCUAGAAAGAAGGCUUGAGGAGCUCAAACAAGUCCUACCCUGACUCAGUGAAGGAGUGGGUCCGAGGUGGGCCCGACUCAAACGCAAGAAGAGCGGUGGAGGGUGCGGCAACUGAAGCGAGCUGAUGCUUGCUGGUCCAUGUGCGAUGCAGCUCUACGAAUGUA
Messenger RNA from Synchiropus splendidus (mandarinfish), 7309 nucleotides. RefSeq names its product RNA binding protein fox-1 homolog 3-like. The record is from RefSeq and is a predicted model, not a curated record. The transcript is spliced from 12 exons. NCBI's taxonomy places the organism in Eukaryota, Metazoa, Chordata, Actinopteri, Syngnathiformes, Callionymidae. Gene Ontology annotation, cellular component: cytoplasm; nucleus. Gene Ontology annotation, molecular function: mRNA binding. Gene Ontology annotation, biological process: nervous system development; regulation of alternative mRNA splicing, via spliceosome. Bases 3712 to 4971 code for a protein of 419 amino acids.